This is a messenger RNA of Canariomyces notabilis, 2089 nucleotides long. Its product is annotated as Di-copper centre-containing protein. Bases 1 to 1911 code for a protein of 636 amino acids. The transcript has 4 exons. Gene Ontology annotation, molecular function: oxidoreductase activity. The record is from RefSeq and is a predicted model, not a curated record. NCBI's taxonomy places the organism in Eukaryota, Fungi, Ascomycota, Sordariomycetes, Sordariales, Chaetomiaceae.
AUGGGCCGACCCCGGCUGUCUCUCGUCGUCCCUCUUCUUUGCCUUGUGCAACACCUGGCCCUCGGCCAGUUCGCAGGUUACAACUACGGACCCGACGCCACUAUCCGCAUCAGACGCCAGAUUUCACAACCUCGGAGGGAGGUGGUGAGGGAGAAUAGCGACGUCCGCGUACGUCUGGAGAUACGGCAGCUCGAGCAGGACAGCGAUGUGUGGACGCUCUACAUCCUGGGGCUUAGCAUGAUGCAGUAUGCCGACAUGUCGCUGGAUACAUCGUGGUUUGGCAUCUCAGGGAUUCACGGUAUGCCUCACAAAUCAUGGGGUGGCGUGGGCCCAACGCCUGGCAACGAGAACACGGGGUACUGCACCCAUUUUUCGAUUCUGUUUCCGACGUGGCAUCGCCCCUAUCUGGUGUUGUACGAGCAAAUCCUGCAAGGUCUGAUCCAAUUCAUUGCGUCGCUAUGGCCGGAUGGGGAGAGGCAGCGUUUCCAGGAGGCGGCUCUUAGAUUCCGAAUCCCUUACUGGGACUGGGCAGCCGAUCCGCCCUCCGGACAGAGUGUCCUCCCUCAGAGUGUCGCCGGCAGUCCGUUUGUUGAUGUCGACGGACCAAACGGGCGCCAGAGGAUCGCAAAUCCAUUGUUCAGUUUCAGCUUUAACCCUCUUAGUGCCACUGGAUUCACCCAGCCUCCGUGGAAUCAAUGGCCUACGACCCUCAGAGCCCCGACUAACCGGGGCCCAAAUGCUCAGUCCGACAACGCCUUGGUGGCAAGUGAUUUAGAUCGGAAUCGGGUUUCACAGAUGCAACGGCUAUACAACCUAUUCUCUUACUAUAACGACUAUAUUUACCUCGCCAACGAAGAGUGGACUCCACAACUCUCCAAUGGGUCGCUCGAGUCUCUCGAGUCGCUGCACGACACAAUCCACCUCCUCACCGGAGGCCAAAAUGCGCGUAUGGGCCACAUGUCCUACCCGCCCUACGCUGCUUUUGACCCCAUAUUCUGGCUACAUCACUGCAUGGUGGACCGAAUCUUUGCCCUCUGGCAGACGCUCCAUCCUGAAACAUGGAUUACGCCGCACCGGGCGCUCCAGAGUACACACACAACCAGCAGAGGCGAGAUUCAAGAUUCCCAAACAGCGCUCACACCUUUCUACUCGAGCGAUAACGGCACGUUCUGGACCUCUGACGGGGUCCGUGACCACACACGAUUCGGAUAUACCUACCCCGAGCUCCUGAGCGAGUCAGCGUCCAGAACCGAGGAGAGGCAGGCUGCUGUUCGGCGGGCAGUUAACCGGCUAUACGGGAGGCAGAGUCCGGCGGUCCUCUUUCUUAGCAGCACCAACCUUGCGUCCCAGCGGGCCAGAAGCGGCAGAUUGGGAGGUGAUGCCACCAGUUUGGAGAUGGCCAGCCUCUCUCGUACAACCAACGAGAGAAUCUUCCAUGGGAGCAACCGCUACCACGAGUGGACGGCCAACAUCCGCGUCGAGAAACAGGCCUGCGACGGACCUUUCUCCAUCUUGAUCUUCCUAGGCUGCCCGCCCGACGAUCCGCUCGAUUGGAUGUCGUCCCCGAGCCACAUCGGCACCAUGGGCGUGUGGACGGCCGGAAAGCAAGACCACGGUGAAAACGGGCAGAUGGCGAUGGACGGCCUGUACGUCUCGGGCACGGUGCCCCUGACCGCUGCGCUGGUCCAAAAGAUUGCUGCCGGUGAGCUGGCGAGUUUGGAACCCAAUGAGGUGGAAUUCUACCUGAAAAUGAAGCUGGAGAAGAGGGUCCUCGGGCCCGGCGGGCGAGUGUGGGAUGCCGACAAGGUGAAGGGGCUGAAAAUACAGAUUGUUAGCUCACUGGUCAAGGCGCCGUCCCGCGAGGAGGAGCUACCCGUGAGAGCGAGCACAAUUGUGCAUUUUGAUUUGUGAUAAUAGGGCGAUCCCUCCGCGAGCUGCGAAGGUCGUCCAAGCGGUUUGCUUUAGUGAAAACGGGGGUGAUAUGGACUUUGAUUAGCCUAACAAUAGACCUUACCCGCAACUGGAUGUCACACCUCAUUCAUGGACCGUUGUCCAGCAUGCUGGCUGUUGGUGGGGUCGGAUCAGAUUG